Messenger RNA from Penicillium pulvis, 1041 nucleotides. RefSeq names its product porphobilinogen deaminase. Gene Ontology annotation, biological process: heme biosynthetic process. Gene Ontology annotation, molecular function: hydroxymethylbilane synthase activity. Bases 1 to 1041 code for a protein of 346 amino acids. The transcript is spliced from 2 exons. Lineage: Eukaryota; Fungi; Ascomycota; Eurotiomycetes; Eurotiales; Aspergillaceae. Gene Ontology annotation, cellular component: cytoplasm. The record is from RefSeq and is a predicted model, not a curated record.
AUGACAGACAGUACUUCAAGUGGUCAAGAGCUAAUAAUUGGAACUCGGAAUUCCAAAUUGGCAUUGGUCCAAGCCGAGCGGGUCUCCAGUGCCUUAUCCAGCGCACACCCCCAGAUCAAGUUUCCAUGGCAAACAAUCUCUGUCAGUGGGGACGUGGAUAAGACCAGCCCGUUCUUAAAGUUCGGGGGUCCCUCGGAUGCGGCCAAGAACAUCUGGACGGAGGAGAUGGAGGCUAAGCUCGGCGCUGGCGAGCUGGAUCUGCUCGUGCAUUGUCUGAAAGACAUGCCAACACGGCUACCGGACGAAUGUGUUCUAGGUGCGAUUAUACACCGUGAGGAUCCUACCGAUGCACUUGUUAUCAAAGAAAGUUUGCGAGACCGGUACACCGAUCUAGACCAAUUGCCUGCUGGGUCGGUGAUUGGUACCAGCUCCACUCGGCGAAAGGCGCUUCUCAGAUACAAGUAUCCCCAACUGAAAGUGCAGGAAUGCCGUGGAAACAUUGAUACUCGACUGCGGAAACUCGAUGACCCGGAGGGACCUUUCUCAGCUAUCAUCAUCGCAACUGCUGGCUUGAACCGGAUCAACAUGACUAGCCGCAUCACAAAGCAUUUGAAUCCAUCUGAAUUUCCCUAUGCCAUUGGGCAAGGGGCUUUGGGUAUCGAGAUUCGUGCAAAUGACACUCAGACCUUGAAGGUUGUACAAGCCAUUGAAGAUCCUCUCACGCGAUGGAUCUGUUUGGCAGAGAGAUCACUCCUGCGUAGCCUUCAGGGAGGAUGCUCUUCCCCGGUUGCUGUCAACUCCACGAUUGAGAACGAAGAUAACGAAUCUCUUCCCGGUAGUCGUCUGCGACUUGAAGGCACCAUCAUUCAUCCCCAUGGCUCAAGCCAGAUCUCCAAAAGCGCAGUUGCGGACGUGACCAGUGAUGAUGAAGCGGAAGCACUUGGGAAGUUGCUUGCGAAAUGCCUUGAGGAUGGUGGUGGACGAGAGCUUCUUGAAGAAAUUCGCCUCGUGCAGGAUGAAAUGAGGGAAUCUUUAAAUUAG